CACACUGGAAACUUGACGCAGGUAGGCGAAAUGUUCACCACUCAAACUCGUGCGCACCGUAUGUCAUGACAUACUCGCGAAAUUGUGCAACGAAAACAACAAAAUAAUUCUUAGAAAAUCGCGCCGCGUUUUUAUUGGUGAUAUCCGUGCAAGCCCGUGCGCUUAGCACCUUUAUAGUGCGAAAUACCAUAGAAUUUGUGUGUUGUGAUCUAAAUAAACUGUGUAAUAAUAUUACUGGUGUCUGGAUUUUUUACUGCAAUUCGCUGAUGGCGUACUGAGAUGUAAAACCUGGUUCAUGACAAAAGAAAAAACAAACAUGGGAAGCGCUCGCGAGUCACAAGCAAAACCAAUACCAAUGGAGAACACAAAUAAAAAGUCAUUAAAAACCCUCGUCAUAUCAUUUUUCACUAAAAAGAAAGAGAAACCGAAACGGAAAAGUAAAAAUGAGAUCCCAGAAGUCAAAGUUGAAACGAAAACCCCUGAACCUGUUCAGAAUAAGAACAUCGUGGCAACCAUUUUGGAAAACUUCGAUAAAAUGAACCUUGAAGACAAAAAGCCGGUUAAAGAAGACAAAGAGAAAGAGAAAUCAGCGGAUGAAGAAGAGGAAGAUGAACUAGACAAUUUCACUUUCAAAGUUAUAGAUGAGCCGAGAAACGAAAGGAUCCAUUCACAUUCAUCAGAAGACAGCGGCUUUGCAGAUACGAAAGACCAAGAAACAGUUGAAAGGGUUGACAAAGAGGUCAAAACUGAAUCAAAGGAAGCUGAUGAUUUGGCUGAAGAUUUGGAAAAACUCGGCAUUGACAAUGAAAGUAAAAAGAAGAAAGAGAAACGAUUGCAAACUGUUCAUUUGUCGAGAGCUCCGAUACGUAAUAAUAAAAUUGGUUAUGGACCUACAGUUGCACCAUAUCCUUCACAUGACGAGAGCUAUAACAAGAUCAGUUCAAUCAACAAGCACACACUAUCAGGUGGUCAAGUUUUAGUCAACCCCUGUCAAACAACAGACAAUUUCUCCGAAGUGAAGCAAGCUUUAGAAACAGUACAGAAAAACUCGCAAUACUUACAAAAUGACAGGGAAACUUAUCUACAAGAUGUCAUGGAGCUCAUUAAAGAAGAUACGAUCGUUAAAACCAUACCACAGGUUGUUGUCACACCAGAAUACGAUUACCAACAGCAUUCGUCAAUGGAGUACGGAAAAAAACUAUCCGCGACGAAUUAUUCGGAGCAAUACGCAGAAAAAACAAUACAGCAGAAUGAUUUGAUGCAGUUAUUAGAAGAAAACUAUGAUAUGUCCCCACAGUCAAUACCGAAUUCGAUAGAUCAAUUCGGACACGAAGAGUUCACGGACAUUUUCAAUUACGUCCAAAAGGAGUACAAUCCAACUUCAAACGAUGGGUUCGUUAAUCCAGAAUACACUUAUCCUACUCCACCGCGCUCUGAAACUGUACCCAGCCCUAUGUCGGCGUCACCCGGAUCAUUCUACCCAACGAAUUCUGAAUACACACUAUCCCCAGAACGAUCCCCAAUCUACAAUAGCGAUUACGAAAAAUACCAAGAGAUCCCCCAUUUUGAAGAAGAAAAAGAAAGCACAGAUAAAAAAGCGCGGGAACGCACCGCCUCUAUAUCGUCUAUGACUAUGAAACAGUUUAAGGACAUGCAAAAGGAGAUCGUACACAAUUUCUCCAAAAAGGAUUGUUGUGAAGUUACAAGGAAACCGUGCAGGGAUCUUUUCAAAGAAUAUUUGCAACGGGUCAACCCCGCUGUCAGGAAGAACUUGUGCAUAAACUUCGCUAAAUUAGAUCUGACAGAAGCUUACAAUGUGUUAGAACCGAUCCUUAAGAAUUUGUCAGUGAGCUCUGAGAAAGAAGAUCUGGAGUACUGUCUCUUCACAAUGAUCUGCGAGAGGAUACUGGCACAGGACCCUGCUCUAUUCGUUGGAGAUGCUGGUCUAAGUAUCCUGAAGUCGGCAGCCCUCCGGUGUCCUGACAGGCCAUUGCUGACCAGAUACCUGGUGGAAUGUAUUCGAAAGGCCAUCAAGGCUAACCCGAGCCUCGUCGCCAAUAGGGAAUAUAUAUUCCAUGAGGUGGACGCUUUAGGCGAUAACUUGGUGAUAGCGUGCGCCCGUGCUGGUGACCGUUGUGCUGACGUACUGAGCGAGCUGGUCAGACCUUACGAAGGUCAGCCACCACUGUUCAGACUUAGGCACACCAACGCUGAUGGAUAUACAGCAUUGCAUGUAGCCUGCAGUCAGCACAGCUCGGCCAAUCCUCGGCUGCACACGGUUCAUGUAUUGCUCGUGCAUGCAGACUUCGACAUCGCUGAGGGGGAUCUAAAAGGCGGUGACACGGCGCUACAUCUCGCCGUAAACUCAGUCCACUGCGACCUACAACUGAUACUAAUGAUUUUCAAAAAUAUUGAUCGUAAAGAAUGGAAGAAUUUGGCACACCAUCGUAAUCUCAGUGGUAAGACGCCCUUGGAUCUCACACGCACAGCCGCGAAAAACAAGUCCCGAGUUGAAUACCCACAAGAAGUUUUAGAUUUCCUCAAAAAAUGCCGUUAAAAAUACGAUAAAAUGCAAAUAAACGCUAAAAACAUUAAAAAUUUAGUGUUUAUAUUCAAUAUCAAAAUUGUUACACCCUGUACUAUAUUGGACAAAUAUUAUACACCCUGUUUAUUGGAGACUAAUGUUGGAUUUCUUUAGUAAAGUCCAUAAUUCCUUGCACUAACUUAAACAAUUACAAAUGAAAUUAGACUUUAUUUGAAUGAUCAAGAAGUUGAUUUCUAUUCGAGAUGUAGAUUGUUAGUGCAUGCCAUUAUGAACUUUACUGUAAACGAUCCUAUAUUAAAAAUACUGUUUAUUUCAGCCUAAAAAUGGCUAUGCCUAAACUGAUGACAACAAUUAUAAAUAUUAUAUAAUAAAACGGACUAUUCAUUAUCUUCUCCGGUUUAGUUACAAAAUAAUAUUGAAAAGUAAUAACUUUCACUAAGUUUUCUUUAAGAAAACUGCUCAAAUAAGGAAGUUAUAAUAUUAAAAAGUACAAUUUUAAUAUAGUUUUUUUAACUACGAUAACGCUGAAAUAAUUCUUGUUUGUAAAUGUCAAAAAGUCCGCCAAAAUUUGUUGCAAAAGUUCAAUGAACUGUUGACGUUAUAGAAUAGACAAAAAAGUUUUUAUGUUCAAGAUGGCGGACGUACCAACUUCGUGAUUGAUAAAUGUAUACAACAUC
Messenger RNA from Spodoptera exigua (beet armyworm), 3222 nucleotides. The record is from the annotation of a GenBank genome assembly. Lineage: Eukaryota; Metazoa; Arthropoda; Insecta; Lepidoptera; Noctuidae.